This is a messenger RNA of Acanthopagrus latus (yellowfin seabream), 1432 nucleotides long. RefSeq lists its product as uncharacterized. The transcript is spliced from 7 exons. Gene Ontology annotation, molecular function: sequence-specific DNA binding. Lineage: Eukaryota; Metazoa; Chordata; Actinopteri; Spariformes; Sparidae. The coding region runs from base 22 to 1167 and encodes 381 amino acids. The record is from RefSeq and is a predicted model, not a curated record.
CGCAGGUCGGAGAGGUCAGCCAUGUCCAUGCCGAUCAACAGCGGUGAUGGUGCUUCGGAACAACUGCUUAAUCAUCUUUUAGAAAGACUUCGCUCUCGAUUGGAACAUAUUCUGGGACGCAUGCCUCUGGACCUGGACUUCUUAGAGUUCACUUGCACACAAGAACUUGUGUUUUUAAAUGCUGUGUCCAGUCAAGUAACUGUUUGUCCAGCUAUUUUAGACGCACUGACACAGCUACACAGUCUCAUCAAUUUGGAAAAAGAGAAAAGGGAGCAACACAUUGCAGUUGUGCAGUUUGAGCAAGGACCAGCUGGGCGACAGCAGAUGACCAUAUCCCCAGACUACCUUAGCAAACUUCUGGAACUUAAUCUGUCUGUUCCAUGUAUAGCUAAACUCUUGGGAAUGUCCAGACGAACAGUGUACCGACGCAUGGCUGAGUAUGAUCUCUCUGUAAAGGCACUGUACAGCACUAUGACUGAUGACGAGUUAGAUCAGUGUGUGAGAGAGAUUAAAUCUAGGCAGCCCAAUUCUGGGUAUCGAAUGAUGAAGGCCCUCCUGCAAGCCAGAGGACUGAGGGUGCAGUAUAACCAUGUCAGAUCCUCCAUGCACCGUGUUGACACCACUGGUGUCAUUAACCGAAUGGUCCAUGUAGGAUGCAUUGCUCGACGGACCUACUCAGUUCCAGGACCCCAGUCUUUGAUGCACAUAGAUACAAACCAUAAAUUGAUUCGCUACAACAUUGUUGUCUUCGGAGGCAUUGAUGGUUUUUCCCGUAAGAUAAUGUAUCUUGGUACAGCCUCCAACAACCUCGCAUCAACCACCCUGGCAUUCUUCCAAGAAUCUGUUGAGAAGUUUGGUUUUCCUCUCAGGGUACGUGCAGACCAGGGAGUUGAAAACGUGGAUGUGGCACGCAUCAUGUUUACAGUCCGUGGCACUGGAAGGAGCAGCUUUAUAUCCGGGAAGAGUGUUCACAACCAAAGGAUUGAGCGGCUGUGGAGAGACCUGUGGGCACCUGCAUCUACUAUGAUGUUCUCCACUACCUUGAAGAAGAGGGCUUCCUCAGCAUCGCCAAUGAAACACACCUCUUCUGCUGUCACUUCGUGUUCCUCCCACGCCUGCAGGAUGACCUGGAUACUUUCCGCAAUGGUUGGGACAACCAUCCCCUGAGAACAGAGAGCCACAUGACCCCUAACCAGCUGUGGGAGCUCGGUCGUACACACUACCCAGUUCCAGGACCAGGUAACACAGAGGGCAUGGAUAUUCCUGAUAUUGAGUGGGAAAACAGUGGACUUCCUUGUGAUGACCACUCGAGUGUCAUUGUUCCAGACACAGCAUGCCCACUGACUGAUGGACAACUGACAUCUUUAAGAGAUGCAGUUGACCCAAGAGCUGCAUCCCAGUCCUUUGGCACUGAUAUUUACAUUGCUGCUGU